GAACGAUUCAAUGCGUGCACUCGUGAGAGUGAGCAAUAACUAUCUUUGCUCAUCCUUUAGCCAAAUCCACAAGUCACAGUAUCGCUCCAUCUUCUCUACACCACAGCUUCAGGCCUCAUGGAUGGACAAGGUCAAAAACGUCUUUACAGGCCAAAACCCCAAGCAAAACGACUCCUCCGCCGAAUCGUUCACCCUCCUCCGCUUUGCGGAUGAAAUGAAGAACGCAAGAAGGAUCGGCACCUUUAAGCAGUUUGUGGUUGGAAGAAGCAGCGAAGUCACCUUCACCACCGCCUUCGAAAAAUACGAAGCUAUCCUUCGAUGCCUCGCCAAUUUUGAUCCUACCGGAGAGAAUCUGACUAGGGAUCAAAAACAAGAAGCGGCAAAGCAUUGUAACUCGACGCUUGUUGAAGUUGAGAAUACGCUUGCCAAGUUCACUUGGGCGAAGUUAGCACAGAAGAAGAUUGAGAAGUUAAAAGAAGAGGGAAAACCAUUGCCCACAACUAUUAGCGAGGUCCAAAAGCUGGUUGGUUCAACUCCAUUGGAUCUUGCAAGGUCUAAUAUGGCUCAGGGUGGACAUGUUUUUUCCAGAGCUUCAGUUCUAUUAGUUCUGGCUAAACUGGAUUUCUCACUUAACUUGUGUUGUGGAAAGACUUCAAGAAAAUCAGGGGUUGUAAAUUAA
Messenger RNA from Arachis ipaensis, 679 nucleotides. The record is from RefSeq and is a predicted model, not a curated record. NCBI's taxonomy places the organism in Eukaryota, Viridiplantae, Streptophyta, Magnoliopsida, Fabales, Fabaceae.